This is a messenger RNA of Coregonus sp. 'balchen', 3007 nucleotides long. The record is from the annotation of a GenBank genome assembly. NCBI's taxonomy places the organism in Eukaryota, Metazoa, Chordata, Actinopteri, Salmoniformes, Salmonidae.
AUGGAGCUGGAGCAUUUCGAGGAGCGGGAUAAGGCGCAGCGGCAAAGCCGAGGAGGGAGCAGGCUGAACGGGGUGACCAGCCCUGCACACAGCGCCCACUGCAGCCUCUACCGCACCCGGAACCUCAAGACCCUCAGCUCGGAGAAGAAGGCCAAGAAGGUCCGCUUCUACCGCAACGGGGACCGCUACUUUAACGGGAUAGUGUACGCCAUCUCUGUGGACCGGUUCCGGUCGUUUGACGCGCUGCUGGCGGACCUGACCCGCUCGCUGUCCGAUAAUGUGAACCUGCCGCAGGGCGUCAGGACCAUUUACUCCGUGGACGGAACCAAAAAGAUCACCAGCACCGAUCAACUGAUGGAGGGUAAUAAUGCUUUUAUUAUUUUGGAAAACUGUUGCCAGUUUGUGUAGCUCUCUCUCUCUCUCUCUCUCUCUCUCUCUCUCUUUCUCUCCCUCUCUCUCUCUCUCUCUCUCUCUCUCUCUGUAUCUUUCUCUGUAUCUCUCUCUCUCAAUUCAAUUCAAUUUCAAUUCAAGGGGCUUUAUUGGCAUGGGAAACGUAUGUUAACAUUGCCAAAGCAAGUGAAGUAGAUAGUAAACAAAAGUGAAAUAAACAAUAAAUAUUAACAGUAAACAUUACACUCAAGUUUCAAAAGAAUAAAGACAUUUCAAAUGUCAUAUUAUGUAUAUAUACAGUGUUGUAACAAUGUGCACAUAGUUAAAGUACAAAUGGGAAAAUAAAUAAACAUAAAUAUGGGUUGUAUUUACAAUGGUGUUUGUUCUUCACUGGUUGCCCUUUUCUUGUGGCAACAGGUCACAAAUCUUGCAGCUGUGAUGGCACACUGUGGUUUUUCACCCAGUAGAUAAGGGAGUUUAUAAAAAUUGGGUUUGUUUUCGAAUUCUUUGUGGAUCGCUGUAAUCUGAGGGAAAUAUGUGUCUCUAAUAUGGUCAUACAUUUGGCAGGAGGUUAGGAAGUGCAGUUUCCACCUCAUUUUGUGGGCAGUGUGCACAUAGCCUGUUUUCUCUUGAGAGCCAGGUCUGCCUACGGCGGCCUUUCUCAAUAGCAAGGCUAUGCUCACUGAGUCUGUACAUAGUCAAAGCUUUCCUUACGUUUGGGUCAGUCACAGUGGUCAGGUAUUCUGCCACUGUGUACUCUCUGUUUAGGGCCAAAUAGCAUUCUAGUUUGCUCAGUGUUUUUGUUAAUUAUUUCCAAAGUGUCAAGUAAUUAUCUUUUUGUUUUCUCAUGAUUUGGUUGGGUCUAAUUGUGUUGUUUUCCUUCUCCCUGUCGCUCUCCUCUAUCUCCCCUCCUCAGGCGAGAGCUACGUGUGCGGCUCCAUCGAGGUCUUCAAGAAGCUCGACUACACCAAGAACGUCAACCCCAACUGGUCGGUGAACAUCAAAGCUUCGUCUGCGGCGGCUGCCCGUGGGCCCCCUUCUCUGGGCAGCUCCAAGGCCCGACCUCCAGACACCCGGGACCAGGGGGUGAAGGAUUUCAUCCGGCCCAAGCUGGUGACGGUGGUGCGGAGCGGGGUGAAGCCCAGGAAGGCUGUAAGGAUCCUGCUCAAUAAGAAGACGGCCCAUUCAUACGAACAGGUCCUCACUGACAUCACGGAGGCCAUCAAACUGGACUCUGGAGUUGUGAAGAGGAUCUAUACACUGGAGGGGAAACAGGUGAGAGAUGGGAAGAAAGAGAGAAAUGGAGAGGGGAGAGAGAGAAUGGGAGGGGGUAGAGAGAGAGAGUGGGAGGGGGUAGAGAGAGAGAAUGGGAGGGGGUAGAGAGAGAGAAUGGGAGGGGGGGUAGAGAGAGAGAAUGGGAGGGGGUAGAGAGAGAGAGAUGGGAGGGGGUAGAGAGAGAGAAUGGGAGGAUGUAGAGAGAGAGAAUGGGAGGGGGUAGAGAGAGAGAAUGGGGAGGGGUGGUUAGAGAGAGAGAGAUGGGAGGGGGUAGGAGAGAGAGAAUGGGAGGGGGUAGGGUUAUAGUAGAGAGAGAGAAUGAGGAGGGGAGAGUAGAGAGACAGAGAUGGGAGGGGGUAGAGAGAGAGAAUGGGAGGGGGUAGAGAGAGAGAAUGGGAGGGGGUAGAGAGAGAGAAUGGGAGGGGGUAGAGAGAGAGAAUUGGAGGGGGUAGAGAGACAGAGAUGGGCUGUAGUUGUGUUGCUAGAAGGGAACCAAUAGAAGGAUGUCCUGUCCCAUCUGGCUCCUUGUGUUGAUCCUCCUCAGUAUGAUGCUGGUUAGUUCCCAUCUGGCUCCUUGUGUUGAUCCUCCUCAGUAUGAUGCUGGUUAGUUCCCAUCUGGCUCCUUGUGUGAUCCUCCUCAGUAUGAUGCUGGUUAGUUCCCAUCUGGCUCCUUGUGUUGAUCCUCCUCAGUAUGAUGCUGGUUAGUUCCCAUCUGGCUCCUUGUGUUGAUCCUCCUCAGUAUGAUGCUGGUUAGUUCCCAUCUGGCUCCUUGUGUUGAUCCUCCUCAGUAUGCUGCCUGUUAGUUCCCAUCUGGCUCCUUGUGUUGAUCCUCCUCAGUAUGCUACUGGUUAUUUCCCAUCUGUCUCCUUGUGUUGAUCCUCCUCAGUAUGCUACUGGUUAGUUCCCAUCUGGCUCCUUGUGUUGAUCCUCCUCAGUAUGCUGCCUGUUAGUUCCCAUCUGGCUCCUUGUGUUGAUCCUCCUCAGUAUGAUGCUGGUUAGUUCCCAUCUGGCUCCUUGUGUUGAUCCUCCUCAGUAUGCUACUGGUUAGUUCCCAUCUGUCUCCUUGUGUUGAUCCUCCUCAGUAUGAUGCUGGUUAGUUCCCAUCUGGCUCCUUGUGUUGAUCCUCCUCAGUAUGCUACUGGUUAGUUCCCAUCUGGCUCCUUGUGUUGAUCCUCCUCAGUAUGAUGCUGGUUAGUUCCCAUCUGGCUCCUUGUGUUGAUCCUCCUCAGUAUGAUGCUGGUUAGUUCCCAUCUGGCUCCUUGUGUUGAUCCUCCUCAGUAUGAUGCUGGUUAGUUCCCAUCUGAUUCCUUGUGUUGAUUCUCCUCAGUAUGAUGCUGGUUAG